Molecule: messenger RNA, 1842 nt
Organism: Grosmannia clavigera kw1407
Lineage: Eukaryota; Fungi; Ascomycota; Sordariomycetes; Ophiostomatales; Ophiostomataceae
Product: major facilitator superfamily transporter multidrug resistance
Exons: 3
Coding region: 1-1842 (613 amino acids)
Biological process (GO): transmembrane transport; basic amino acid transport
Cellular component (GO): fungal-type vacuole membrane
Molecular function (GO): basic amino acid transmembrane transporter activity
Source: RefSeq, a predicted model, not a curated record
AUGGUCACGGCGCCUGAGUUCGGCUCUGCCGAAGCCCGCAAUGUUCGCGAAACAGACGCUCUGUUGCCGGCAGUCGGGCGCAGCAGUCUGGCCAACGGUGACCACGGCAACAACGACAACUGCGAUGACAGCGGCGACUGCGACACCAUAUCCGACAAUGCAACUGUCACACAUAUUGGCCCCAGUCGUGCUGCUGCCAUUGCCGUCAACAUGGGCGUCCUCCUCUUUCUGCAGGCCAGCAAUACGAGCGGCAUGACCAUGGCCCAGUCCGCCAUCGCCGACGACCUCGACGCAUAUGAGCACGCCAUGUGGUUCUCCAGCGCCUACCUCAUCUCCGUCGCCUCCUUUGCGCCGCUGGUCGGCCGUCUCGCCACCAUCUUUCCUGCCGGCCAUUUGUUGCUCGGUGCUGGUAUCUGCUUUGCUGCCGGAGCCCUCAUCACUGCUUACGCCAAUUCCCUGUCCGUCUUUCUGCUCGGCCGCGUCAUUAUCGGCAUCGGUGGCGCUGGCGUCAUGACCCUGUCGCUCAUCUUGGUCCUCCAGCUCGCCGAUCGCCGUCGUCGAGGUCUCUUUGUCGGCAUGGUCAACGCAGCCUUCACCGUUGGUCUGUCUGCUGGGGCCAUUGUGUAUGGUGCCCUUCUCCCCAUCAUGAGCUGGCGUACCUUGUUUCUCGUCCAGGCGCCCAUGGCUCUGAUUGCCGGUGUCUUGGUCUUCUUCAGCUUGCCGCACCUCUCCCAGCAUCAACCGGAUGGGAAAGGCCGCUCUGUCUGGUACAGGCUGGCUCGCAUCGAUUAUGCCGGCGCCUUCUUCCUGACCCUCACCAUCGUCCUCCUACUGUACUCCCUGUCCGGCACCUGGCGUCCGCUGGCGAUGCUUGCAUCUGUUACCAGUCUUGUAUGCUUUGUUGCCAUCGAGUACUGGCUUGUGCCAAACGUCUCCGGUGGCGAUCCCAUCAUCCCGCUCGAGCUGCUGCGUUCCCGCGGCGUCCUGUUUUCCUGCCUCGCGCAACUCGGUGUCAUGGCUUCUCGCUGGUCUGUCUUGUACUAUGCUCCCAUUUUUGUCUUGACCGUCCAAGGUCAGUCGGCUGCCGUCGCCGGCGCUGCCCUCAUUCCAACAAAUGUCGGCUUUGGCACCGGUGGUCUGCUUGUCGGAUGGCUCCAUAUCCGUCGCGCUGGUGACUUCUGGCUGCCGAGCGUCGUCUCCAUAUUCCUGUUCUGUUGCUCGCUCGCUGCCGUCGGUCUGCUUAGCCGUGCAUCCGAUUCUUUCAGCGCCGGUUGGUAUAUGCUCUCUCUCUUCACCAAUGGUUUUUGCACCGGCGCAUUUCUCAACUAUACCUUGGCCCAUCUUCUGCAUCUGACCCGCCCUUCCACCCAUUUCGUUGCGACAAGCUUGUUGGCCACCUUCCGUGGGUUCUCUGGAAGCUUUGGCACCUCCAUUGGCGGCGGCUUCUUCAUGCAACAACUGGGUGUCCAGCUGGCCACAGGUUUCACUGAGCUAGAUGGUGGUAACCUGACUGACGCUCAUACUGCCAUGAUUUCUCGCCUGAUAGGAAGCCCGGCUCUGGUGCAUGGCUCGGAUGGAAACGGACGUCCUGUGCUAACCAAUGCCGAACGCCAAGUUGCUAUCGCCGGUUAUGCUGCUUCGCUGGGCACUUUAUACCACGCUGCUGCUAUUGUUGGUCUGCUGAUGCUAGUAGUCCAGGCAUGCACUGGUUGGGCCGAGCCAAAAUCACGCGCCUCCACAGAAGGCGGUGGCCUCCAACAGGGUGCCAAAGAUGACGAAGAAGAAGAUGAGGAGGAGAUCCUUGAGGCCAUUGCUGAGCAUAAUGGUGCCAUGGAAGCCUGA